AUGGGUGUUGCGAGCGAGCGCGCGACGCUGUUGGCGACGGAAGAGCGGAACGAAGGCGAGGGAUGGACGACGAGGCGAUUACGAACGGUGCGAAUCAUUGGAGUGAGCGCGUUGGCGCUCGGAGCGGCGGCGUUUCUCGGUAACGCCGCGGCGGGGGGCUUCGGCGGCGACGGAGGGGACUUGCUCUUUGAGCGCGUCGCGAAGGGCGACGGACGAGCAGAGCUGUCGCUCGCGAUGUGGAAUCGUGCGAAGUACGAAGUGACGUGUAAGCAGAGGGCGAAUUGGCCGCUCGUAUUCGAUCACAAUAAGACGGUACUCACGGAUGAGGAAAGGGCAAAGCUUGAGCAGCCGAAUGGCCAGACGUACAUCAGCGGUUUCUGGAGACUCCCCGUUUCUCAUCACCCGCCUAGCUGGUACUUGCCCAACCUACAGGCGACGGCGUGCCAACUCGGAGCGUUCGCCAUGAACGUCGUGUUCGUACGCGAUAGUCAGCAAAUGUGCGACUAUUCGAUGGCGCUUUACAAGGAAGGUUCCAAGGAACGCGGCAAGUACCAGUUUGGUGGCGGCAACGCGGCGUGCAUCGUGAACGACGGGCUGGAGAUUCGUCCGACGUCUUGCUCCGCUCACUCGCGUAUUUGGUAUAACAAAAUGACGAUUGUCGCUGACGUCGUCAAGAGAAUCCAGAACGGAGGGAUAUCAUCGAACUUGCAGUCGAAGCACUAUUUCUGGUUGGAUGGCGACAUCUUCUCUGGCAAGGCGAAUCGCUUUCCACGUUUCCGAACCGUCUUAAGCAUGCUCGAUGAGGAGGACCAAGAUAAAAUGAUGUUGGCUUGCUACUUGCAAGACAUGGGCAAUUAUGACCGAAAAGAGCACAGAUACAAGUCUUUUCCGCAGUUCUGGGAUUAUGCGAGCACAAAGCUUGGGUCGGCGUCUCAGGAGCCUCGACUCGGUCUCGUCUCUUCCGUCGUGCCAGGGUGCACCUGGAUGCGCCACGAAGUAAUUGCUAAUAUUUUUGGUGGAUCUGCUCGGGUGAUUGGAGAGUUUAGCGAAAAGUACAAGCAGUACAUCGACGAACACGUUCCCACUGUGUCGAACCACAAAAGACCGACCAGUGGGCAAAAAUGCACGUGUCCGAGCGAAGAACAGAUCUUGACGACGAUGGCGAACGACAAGACGUACGAGAGCUUGUUUACCAAGCGAUCAUGCGCUCACAGACUGCGAACGCCGUAUAAUCCGCAAAGAUUCCCGUGGGCGCGAUCAACCAAGAACAGGCCUAACAACUUGACCAGCAUACCUGAGGACGGAGCUGCAGACGUCGCCGACGCAGAGGACGCAGCGCGAUUUAAUUAG
Messenger RNA from Ostreococcus tauri, 1350 nucleotides. Its product is annotated as unnamed product. Lineage: Eukaryota; Viridiplantae; Chlorophyta; Mamiellophyceae; Mamiellales; Bathycoccaceae. The record is from RefSeq and is a predicted model, not a curated record. The coding region runs from base 1 to 1350 and encodes 449 amino acids. The transcript has a single exon.